Molecule: messenger RNA, 2147 nt
Organism: Paramisgurnus dabryanus
Lineage: Eukaryota; Metazoa; Chordata; Actinopteri; Cypriniformes; Cobitidae
Source: RefSeq, a predicted model, not a curated record
AAGAAAUCAUAAAGAGAGCAGAUACUGCAUAGCCUAGAGGAGAACACACACAUUUGGAAAGAUAAGGAGGAGUUUGCAUAUUGGCACUUUCCUGUUGCGGGACUGUGAUUGGCUGUUGAUGUCAGAGGAAGCCCACAGAAUGUGGUCCACCUUUCGUCACUGUGAGGAACUCAUUUGCAUAGCAUAAAUCAAUUUCGCAACUGUGCUAAAGAGAAAACAAGGGUUAUUAUGAAUUUCUUCAACAAGCUUGAUUUAACUGCUGACACAACAAUGGCUACAGCCGCAGAUAUUGCCAGCCAGCUUCAGUGCUCCAUGUGUGAAAACCUGACAGAUUUAGUCACUCUGAGUUGUGGACACACCUUUUGCAGAAGCUGUCUGGAUCAGCUAGUAAACAUGAGCGAUCCUCAGUGUCCUCAGUGCCCCCAGGCUCCUAGGAGGGUGGAGAUGGAUGACCUGAGUCACUUUAACACAGAUGAAAGAGCCUCAGGUUUAACUGCUAACACAGAAAAGCUGCAGUCACAAAAGCUAAAGUCUGCUAAAGUCACAAAAGCUGCAAAAAUCGUCAGCCACCAUCAGUGCUCCAUGUGCGGAAACCUGACAGAAGAUUCAGUCACCGAGAGCUGUGGACAUACCUUUUGCAAAAGCUGUCUGUAUCAGCAGGUAGACAAUCGGGGUGAUCAAGAGUGUCCUCUGUGCCAUGAGGCUAUUCUGCAGGCACAGAUGGAUGACCUGAGUCUCCUUUACUCUGGUAAUGAAGGUGAGAUCCCUUGCAACCUCUGUGAGGGAAACUGUCCAUUCAUAGCUGUGAAGUCCUGCUUGACCUGUUUACUCUCAUACUGUGAGCAUCAUCUGAAGCCGCAUCAGUCUAUGGAGAUGCUGAGGGGUCAUAAACUGGUAAAACCAGUGGAGAGAUUGAAUGAGAGAGCAUGCAGUGUCCACGGCAGACCACUGGAUCUCUACUCUACCCAAGACGAACGCUGCAUCUGUGCUUUAUGUGUGAAACCUGGUGUAGAUAUCAUACCUGUGGAGACAGAGAGAAAAAGGAGAGAGGCCAAACAGAAAAUGACUAUUAUGGAGUUGGAAAGCGUGAUUGAAAAGGGAGAAAAAAAAAUUAUAGACCUUAAGAAUACAGUCAGAAACAAUGUAGCUGAGAUAAGCAAAGAGCAGAAAGAGAUAAGCAAAGUGUUUGCUGCAGUGAUGGAUGCUGUAAAGACAGCUGAGAAUGAGCUGAUUGCUCCUCUGGAGGAUGAAAGAAGGAGACUGGAGAGAGAGAUGGAAGAGAAGACACAGCAGAUACAAAGAAAAAAUUUACGGCACAGAGAAACCAUCAAUCAUCUGAAUCAAACUCAGAAUGAAGAAGAUGACAUCCUCUUUCUCCAGUCACAUCCAUCUGUGCCUGCUGAAUUCAGAGAUGAUCGGAGAGUUUCUAUUGACACUAAACCAAACUUUGGCUCCAUGAGAAAUAUAACCACACCUGUUUUGACUUCUAUAAGGACUCAGCUGGAGAAUCUUUGCUAUUUUGAAAUGAUAAGAAUUCUGAGGUUUUUAGUGGAUGUGACUCUGGAUAAAAAAACUGCACAUCCAGCUCUGGAAGUGUCUCAAGACAGCAAAGCUGUAAGAGGCAAAGCAAACGCUCAUGACAUCCCGAGUGGCCCAAAGCAAUCUGAUCUGGUGGCUGGAGUCCUGGGAAAUCUUCAGAUCAAGUCUGGAAAAGCAUUCUGGUUAGUGGAGGUGGGACAGCAAACGGGCUGGGAACUGGGCGUAGUGAGAGAAAAUGCAAACAGGACAGGAACGGUCUCCUACAAACCCAGUGAGGGUUAUUGGGUCAUUGUGUUCUGUGGUCCAAACACAUAUGGGGCUUUUGAAGAUCCUCCCAUUCAGCUGCAUCUCUCCAUCAGACCUCAGAAAGUGGGAGUGUUUGUCGACUAUGAGGACGCUCUCAUCUCCUUCUACAAUAUGGACGAUCAGUCACACAUUUACACAUUCACUCAGUGUAGAUUCAAUGGAACGAUACGUCCGUAUUUUAACCCUCAUCCCAACAAAAAUGUCAAAAAUUCAGAUCCAAUGAUCGUUUCUUCUUUUAAUCCAUCAAUAUAACAUAUACAGUAAACUCCCCACCACACACACACACACACACACGCACAUGC